GACAGGGAAACCGCCCCGGGGCACCCCACCCGGAUCUGGAGCGGCCGGUCUGAAGCCCUACGGCUUCGGCUCUUCUCGCGGGCUUUUGGGGCAUAUGUUUCGGCUCCUUCGCUUGGUUUCGGGGCCAGGGGCAUGGGGACAAGACCAACCUGGAGAAAGAGUCAGCGAGUCCCCGCGGCGGGGGCUCCUGGACUGCACCCUCCGCGAGGCCUGCCUGUGGACCUUGGGGCCCUUCACUAGGCUGUUGUAAUGGGGGAACGAGGAUGUCAAGGCGACUCUGCCCUGGACAUUUCAGCCCAGACCUACCCUCUUCUUUGGCUAAAUUAAUUACCCACCCAGCCCAGCAUCUUACAGGAAAAGCGUAACACUUCCUAGAGGAGUAUGAGCAUAACAGGAAGGUGUCAUUGACUCUGAAUUAAAAUUUUAACCUGUCCCCUGAACAGCUACAGGAUUUGGAAGCUGAAUCAAUGUUAUCAGAUGAGUUAGAAUCCAAACCAGAGCUGCUGGUACAGUUUGUUCAGAAUACGUCCAUCCCACUAGGACAGGGGCUAGUAGAAUCAGAAGCUAAAGACAUUACUUGCUUGUCCCUCCUUCCAGUGACUGAGGCCUCAGAAUGCAGUCGGCUAAUGUUACCAGAUGAUACUCCAAAUCAUACUAACUCCUCCAAGGAGGUUCCUUCCUCGGCUGUGUUGAGAAGCCUUCAGGUGAAUGUGGGUCCAGACGGAGAAGAGACGAGGGCUCAGACCGUACAGAAGUCUCCGGAGUUUUUGUCCACUCCAGAGUCUCCUAGCUUGUUGCAAGAUCUACAGCCAAGUGAUAGCACUUCUUUUAUUCUUCUUAACCUAACAAGAGCAGGUCUGGGCUCUUCAGCCGAACACUUAGUAUUUGUACAAGAUGAGGCAGAGGAUUCAGGGAAUGAUUUCCUCUCCAGUGAGAGCACAGACAGUAGCAUUCCAUGGUUCCUCCGGGUUCAGGAGUUGGCCCAUGACAGUUUGAUUGCUGCUACUCGUGCACAACUGGCAAAGAAUGCGAAAACCAGCAGCAAUGGAGAAAAUGUCCACCUUGGUUCUGGUGAUGGGCAACCGAAAGAUUCUGGGCCCCUUCCUCAAAUGGAGAAGAAGCUCAAGUGUACAGUUGAAGGCUGUGACCGGACAUUUGUGUGGCCAGCUCACUUUAAGUACCACCUCAAAACUCAUCGAAACGACCGCUCCUUUAUCUGCCCUGCAGCAGGUUGUGGGAAAAGCUUCUAUGUACUGCAGAGGCUGAAGGUGCACAUGAGGACCCACAAUGGGGAGAAGCCCUUUAUGUGCCCCGAGUCUAACUGUGGUAAGCAGUUCACUACAGCUGGAAACCUGAAGAACCACCUGCGCAUCCACACAGGAGAGAAGCCUUUCCUUUGUGAAGCCCAAGGAUGUGGCCGUUCCUUUGCUGAGUAUUCUAGUCUUCGAAAACAUUUGGUCGUUCACUCAGGAGAGAAGCCACAUCAGUGUCAAGUCUGUGGGAAGACCUUCUCUCAGAGUGGGAGCAGGAAUGUGCACAUGAGAAAGCAUCACUUGCAGAUGGGAGCAGCUGGGAGUCAAGAGCAGGAACAGACUGCUGAGCCACUAAUGGGCAGUAGUUUGCUUGAAGAGGCUUCAGUAACCAGUAAAAACCUGGUGUCUAUGAAUUCUCAGCCCAGCCUUGGUGGAGAGUCCUUGAACCUACCAAAUACCAAUUCUAUCCUAGGAGUUGAUGAUGAGGUGCUUGCUGAAGGAUCCCCACGUCCUCUGUCUUCAGUGCCUGAUGUGACGCAUCAUUUGGUGACCAUGCAGUCAGGGAGGCAGUCAUAUGAGGUGUCUGUCUUAACUGCCGUAAAUCCACAGGAGUUACUAAACCAAGGAGAUUUAACUGAAGGACGGACAUGAGCAUGGGUGCUGACUCCUGGAAGAUCAGCUCUACCUGAUCCCAGAGUGCAUGUAGUGGGAACAGGAUGCUUAUGGCUCACAGUCUGCCAGAACCAAAAUGAAUCUGUGAAGGACAGGACCCCACUUUUGCCUCUGUUCAUCUUUCCUGGCCUAGAAGAUGACUGUAGGAGAGCUUCUCUUCAACUACCAUCUGAUUCAGACAAGAAAGAAAGCAGUGAAUGUGGGCUGGGUAACUGUACCUACCUCUCUUCCCACUGCACAAUUUUGGGAUAGACUUCUCCCAAAAGUGAAUUUGAUUAUUUGUUGGCUGAAGUUUCUCAGUAAGACUGUUGAGGGGAGGUUUUCCUUUGAAGAGUUUUCAUCCCAUACUGAGCUGUCUUUUCACAUGGGUGAACUAAAUCCUGCCACCAACCAUAAAACUUCACCAAGAAGUUAAGCUUUCAAGAUGCCUUGUUGCUUUCGAGAAGGGAGUGAUGUCAGUUCUGUUGUGACAUUCUCCCUUUAGCAACCUGAGUAAGAGACUCUCUGCCACUGGUCUUCAAAAAAAUUACUUGAAUCCCUGCUUGUCCCAGGCUGAGGUACUAUCUUGUCCUAUACACCUCUACUUGGCCACUUUGCUUUCUUUGUUUAUGGAACAUACAGUAGCAUGUUAAGAGGUGGUUUGUUUUUUGCUUUUUGUUUUUUUAAGUUAAAAAUCACCUGAUUCAGAGCUUCAAUUGUUUUUCCUUUAAAUAAACAAAACAGCCAGUCA
Molecule: messenger RNA, 2655 nt
Organism: Lagenorhynchus albirostris (white-beaked dolphin)
Lineage: Eukaryota; Metazoa; Chordata; Mammalia; Artiodactyla; Delphinidae
Gene: ZNF410
Product: zinc finger protein 410
Exons: 12
Coding region: 468-1904 (478 amino acids)
Biological process (GO): regulation of transcription by RNA polymerase II
Cellular component (GO): PcG protein complex; transcription regulator complex; nucleus
Molecular function (GO): DNA-binding transcription factor activity, RNA polymerase II-specific; RNA polymerase II cis-regulatory region sequence-specific DNA binding; transcription coregulator activity
Source: RefSeq, a predicted model, not a curated record